AUGACUUCUUCCAACCCCGACCAGCGCCUGGAGCAUCUCCUGAGCGCCGUGGAGAGCGAGUUCCAGAAGGGCAGCGAGAAGGGAGACGCGUCCGAGCGGGAUAUUAAACUGACGCUGGACGACGCAGACUUAUGGAACAAGUUUAAAGAGUUAACCAACGAGAUGAUAGUCACCAAAACUGGAAGGAGGAUGUUUCCGGUGCUCAGGGCCAGCGUCAGCGGCCUCGACCCCAACGCCAUGUACUCAGUGCUGCUUGAUUUCGUGGCCGCCGACAACAACAGGUGGAAAUACGUGAACGGAGAGUGGGUCCCCGGCGGCAAACCGGAGCCCCAGAGCCCCAGCUGCGUCUACAUCCACCCGGACUCCCCCAACUUCGGAGCGCACUGGAUGAAAGCGCCAGUCUCCUUCAGCAAAGUCAAACUCUCCAAUAAACUGAACGGAGGCGGACAGAUCAUGCUGAAUUCUCUGCACAAAUACGAGCCAAGGAUACACAUCGUGAAGGUUGGAGGCAUUCAGAAGAUGAUCAGCAGCCAGUCUUUCCCUGAAACACAGUUCAUCGCUGUCACUGCUUACCAGAAUGAAGAGAUUACCGCUCUGAAGAUAAAGCACAACCCCUUUGCAAAGGCUUUCUUGGAUGCCAAAGAAAGAAGUGACCACAAAGACGUCCCCGAUCACAGCGCCGACAGCCAACAGUCCGGCUACUCGCAGCUUGGAGGUUGGUUCCUCCCGGGUCAGGCUCCGAUGUGCCCCAGCAGCAGCCCUCCUCAGUUCAGCAGCACGGCGGGACACUCCUCCGGCUCCUACUGCGAGCGUUACUCCAGCCUGAGGAGCCACAGAGCGGCACCGUACCCCGGCCACUACCCCCACCGAGCCUCCAGCACAAACAACUACAUGGACAACACUUCAGGGGCUCUUCCCACUCAUGACAGCUGGUCUGCUCUUCAGAUCCCCAACUCCUCCGGCAUGGGCACUCUGUCCCACUCCACCAACUCCUCCUCUAACUCCAGUCAAUACCCCAGCCUUUGGUCAGUUUCUGGCACCACCCUCACCCCUUCAGGCUCUGCCUCGGGCUCCAUCCCCGGAGGUCUGACCUCCCAGUUCCUGAGGGGCUCCUCCUACACCAGCCUGACCUCCUCCCUGCCAGUGUCCUCGCCCUCCACCAUGUAUGACCCCAGCCUGGGCGAGGUCGGGGUCGGCGAUGCUCAGUUCGAGAGCUCAAUCGCCAGGUUGACCGCGUCCUGGGCGCCUGUGGCACAGAGCUACUGA
Messenger RNA from Labrus bergylta (ballan wrasse), 1266 nucleotides. It is a transcript of the gene tbxta, whose product is annotated as T-box transcription factor Ta. Gene Ontology annotation, cellular component: nucleus. The record is from RefSeq and is a predicted model, not a curated record. Gene Ontology annotation, molecular function: RNA polymerase II cis-regulatory region sequence-specific DNA binding; DNA-binding transcription factor activity, RNA polymerase II-specific. Lineage: Eukaryota; Metazoa; Chordata; Actinopteri; Labriformes; Labridae. Gene Ontology annotation, biological process: cell fate specification; mesoderm formation; positive regulation of DNA-templated transcription.